Molecule: messenger RNA, 3589 nt
Organism: Oncorhynchus masou masou (cherry salmon)
Lineage: Eukaryota; Metazoa; Chordata; Actinopteri; Salmoniformes; Salmonidae
Product: GPI transamidase component PIG-T-like
Exons: 12
Coding region: 48-2132 (694 amino acids)
Biological process (GO): attachment of GPI anchor to protein
Cellular component (GO): GPI-anchor transamidase complex
Source: RefSeq, a predicted model, not a curated record
UUUUUUAAUGCUGCUAAUGGCACGCUGAUUGUUCAGCAAUCGGAAAAAUGGCAGCGCACAGGUGCAAUAUUUUUAUGCUGGUGUUCGUUCUUUGUGGAUUAACAUGUGUGUUUGUUAGAGCGGACAUAGAAGACACAAAUCAUGUGAAAGAUGCUGAAAGCGUGGCCGUUGAUAUUGCACCGAAGGCGAAUAUAGGCGCGUCACUGCGAUCAACUAAAACCGAGGACCAAACCCAGGCCGCUGAAGAGGAAAGGCAAUGGGAGGCCGAAACGAAUCCCGCAGAUGCCCCAAGCGACAACAAAGCUGACCAUGUCCAUGAUACCAUGCAAAACCUUGACAGUCGUCCAGCACCGUAUGCAAAAGACCAAACCCAAGAGGCAGCGGAAGAGGAGAGGCAAUGGGAGGCUACCGAGGUCAAAGAAGCUGACCAUGUCCCUGACACCAUUCAAAUCCCAGACGUCCCUCCACCAACGCCCGCAAAAGAUCAGUUUCAGGAAGAGUUGGUGAUCAGACCAUUGCAUUCUGGGGAUAUCUAUGCCAGCUUCCAGUUCCGCACCAUGUGGGAUACAGACUUCUUACGAGGAAGUAAAGUCUCCCACUACCGACUCUUCCCAAAGUCGCUGGGCCAGGUGAUUUCAAAGUUCUCUGUGCGUGAGCUCCACAUCUCCUUCACUCAGGGCUACUGGAGGACCAUGCAGUGGGGCCAGCCAUUCCUACCAUCGCCCCCUGGUGCUGAACUGUGGGUAUGGUUCCAGGACACUGUCACUGAUGUGGACGGUGCCUGGAAGGAGCUGACCAACGUUCUCUCAGGGAUCUUCUGUGCCUCCCUGAACUUCAUUGACUCCACCAACACGGUGCAGCCCAGUGCCUCCUUCAAACCUCUUGGCUUGGGCAACGUAACAGACCAGCGCUUCCUCCGCUAUGCUGUGUUGCCGCGGGAGAUCGUCUGUACUGAGAACCUGACUCCGUGGAAGAAACUCCUUCCCUGUGGCUCCAAGGCUGGUCUGGCAGUCCUGAUGAAGUCUGAGAAACUCUUCCACAGCAGCUUCCAUUCCCAGGCUCUACACUUCAGACCUGUGUGUCAGGACUGGAAGUGCAAAUCCACAGUGUGGGAGCUGAGACAGACACUGAACGUGGUGUUCGACCUGCACACCUCUGGCCAGGGCAAACGAGAGUGGUCCCUGUUCAAGAUGUUCUCUCGCACCCUGACUGAAGCCUGCCCGCUGGCCUCCUCCAGUAAAGUGUACGUGGAUGUCACAGACAACCCUCAGGGAGAGCUGUUUGAGCUGAGCCCAACCACUCCCCUGCUCAGCCAGGCUGUGGUGCUUGGGGACCGGAGAACCUACUCGGUCUAUGACCUCACUAACCAGGCCACGUUCGGACAAACGCGCUCCCUCAACAUGCUGCUGCGCUGGCGAGCAGCCGAGAGUGGAGACAUGCUGCGUCCCCUACUGCAUGGAGAGCGCUACGUGGCCGGCUACGGGCUGCAGACGGGAGAGAUCCACACCCUGAUGUACAACAACCACCCAUACCGGGCCUUCCCCGUGCUCCUGCUAGACACUGUGCCCUGGUACCUGCGCCUCUACAUCCACACACUCACUGUCACCAGCAAGGGCCGUGACAACAAACCCAGCUACAUUCACUACCAGCCGUCCAAGGACCGCCUUCGGCCCCACCUGCUCGAGAUGCUGGUCCAGCUGCCCCCUAACUCUGUGACCGAGGUGACCAUGCAGUUUGAGAGGGCACUCCUCAAGUGGACCGAGUACACCCCCGACCCCAACCAUGGCUUCUACGUCGGGUCUUCUGUUAUCAGCGCUCUUGUGCCCAGUGUCGUUGCCAUGGAUACCAACAGCACUCGGGAAUGCCCACUUUUCAGCAGCUUUUUCCCCUGUAAAGAGGAGUCCAGUUACUUCAUGCGGGUCUACACGGAGCCCUUGCUGGUGAACCUGCCCACCCCUGACUUCAGCAUGCCCUACAACGUUAUCUGCCUCACUUGCACCGUGGUGGCCGUGGGUUACGGUUCCCUCUACAAUCUCCUGACCCGCACCUUCCAGGUGGAGGAGCCCAGUCCGGGCCUGGCCAAACGGCUAGCCAACAUCAUCCGCAGGCUAAGGGGUGUGCCACUGCUGUGAUGAGCCAAAAUGCUAACUUAAACAACAACAACAGCAGAGGUCGGUGGCUACAUCACUUGGGAACUGUGAAUGUAAGUUUCAGGAAGAUAACGCUUUAAGUGCUGGAAGCUUCGACAAAGAAAAUAAAUUACUCUUAAGUUUGUUUUGUGAAUGAUAAAGGAGUUGAUGAACAAAGAAGUGUCAUGGAUUCGAUGGACGUUAAGGCUUUUUCUUGCCCGUGAGAAGCAAAAAGGGUGGCCUUUCUUCAGUGCACUACUACUGCUGUUGGUCUAGUUAAACAGAGAAUAAUGUAUUUUUCAUGUUUAAGGCAGGAACCAAAGUGUUUGCUCCAGGAUUUCUGUGGGGGCAGAUUGCUGCAAGAAUCACAGCAAGCUCAUAUUGGUUCCUGGAAAAAGUAAUUGUCUGUUAUAGAUCACUAGGAAGCCAUUGCUCUGAGAUCUGGGGCCGUACGUAUCAAGCGUCUCGGAGUAUGAGUGCUGAUCUAGGAUCGUUGUGUUCUAGUAAACAACUGGUCCUAAAUCAGCACUCCUACUCUGAGACGUUUGGUAAAUUUCGGCUCCAGAUUCAUCUCUUAAAUCUUUACUGAGAUAAACUAAAAACACAAACCUUAUUUAUGUUGAAAUGCUAAAUGCACUGACUUACAGAACUUUCAUUGUCUUUUUGUCCUGUCUUUUGUUUUGAUACGUGGGAUUUCGUAUCACAUUUGUUCAUUAAUUAUAGCACCAGUCAAAACGUUUGCACUUGUAGAAAACCCCAAAAUCUCUACUGGAAACGACUGUUGAUAUUAACUUGCGUUUGUCCAAAUUUCUGUUUGAAGUUGUAGUAUUCUUUAAUUGGCAUUACAUUUUGGUAAGCCUUUGUAGCACAAAAACCCAACAGACAACAUUUAAACAGAUGAGUUUGCCAUGCAUUUCUAUUAGGAACUUGACUAAGGCUAAGCACCCUCCAUGCAUUUACUUUUUAACACUGCUCGUUCUUUGUAUAUUAAACUGUGCUUGAUACAUUAAUUUUACUGAACAACAUUCAAAUGUGUGAACAUAUAUUGGGUAACCUUGGGUAUAUAAAAAAAUAAUACAUCUAUAAAACUGGUCAUUUGUCAAACAUUUGUCAUUUGUUUUAAUCCAAUGGCUUUAAGGCAAGUCACCACACCCUAAUAAGGUACAUUCCCCCCCCCCUUAUUCAUAUCACAAUUUUACCAGUUGAAUGUAGACACAAACAUAAUACUUUUUGUAUUACAACUUUCCUGAAAUGUUGUAUUAAAAUAUGCAAAUGAGGCUCUCAUUAAAUAUGUGAACAUUUGCAUAUACUGCAAAUCUGUUUUUCUGGACACUGGAUGAAGUCAGUCUAAAUGAUUUGGUGUCAUUUUGUUAAGACACUCCAGGACCAGACGUGUUGUGGAUAAAUAUUGUUUUAAUCUUUCUGUCUGUGAAAUACUAAAGUCACAUAUGUAAAAUGCA